Rhododendron vialii is the source of this 1276-nucleotide messenger RNA. Its product is annotated as BAG family molecular chaperone regulator 4-like. The transcript has 6 exons. NCBI's taxonomy places the organism in Eukaryota, Viridiplantae, Streptophyta, Magnoliopsida, Ericales, Ericaceae. Gene Ontology annotation, biological process: protein stabilization. Bases 122 to 952 code for a protein of 276 amino acids. Gene Ontology annotation, molecular function: protein-folding chaperone binding; adenyl-nucleotide exchange factor activity. Gene Ontology annotation, cellular component: cytoplasm. The record is from RefSeq and is a predicted model, not a curated record.
AUAGGAGAAAUCACUAUUAUUUUUUUUUUUUUUGAAUAUGGAGAAAUCACUAUUCAGUACCGAACAUACCCCAAGUUUUUCCCAAAACCCAUUCGGCUUUGGCUCUUGCAGAAAUUAGGGCAUGGACGGACAUGGCCGAAACGCCGAUCUUCUUCACGGUGGUCGUCGUCGUCGUCGUGGGCCCACAAUCAGGGUCAAUGUCUUGGAUGCCGAUGAACGGCUUUGCCUCCUUGUUCCCGCUCAUACCACUUUUGGGGAGCUGAAAAUGCAUAUUGACCAAGAAACUCUGUUGGAGCCUGAUAGACAAAGAUUGUUGUUCGAAGAAAUGGAGAGAGACGAUCAGGAGUAUUUGGACAUGGUGGGUGUGAAUGAUAAUGCAAACGUUUUUCUCGUGGAAAAAAAGAAAAAGAGAACGUUUGAAGAGGGUGAGGGCAGUAGAUUAUCUAGCGCUGCUGAAGUCAGAUCAGAGAAAGAGCUGGGAUCCGUGGAAGUCCCAGUCGAAGAUCCGCUUGAGAAGGAGAACAGGCUUAAGGCGUUGACAUCUUGUGCAGCCGUUGCUAAAGUCAGAGCAGAGGAUGAUAAGCUUUCAGAACAGUCGGGAUCCGUGGAAGUCCCAGUCGAAGAACCGCUUGAGAAGGAGAACAGGCUUAAGGAGUUUACAUCUUGUGCAGCCGUUGCUAAAGUCAGAGCAGAGGAUGAUAAGCUUUCAGAACAGGUGGCUGCACUGAAAGGAGUUGUGAAUGGUGGGACCCAGGCUGGAGAGAAGGAAAUCUCGAAGCUAACUGAGUUACUAACGGGGCAGCUGCUGAAAUUGGAUGGCAUUAAGGAUGUAGGAGAAGGGAAAGAGCAGCAAAAGCUUGAGGUGGUCCGUAUACACAGCAUUUUGAAUACACUGGACUCUCUAAAGGGAAUGAACUCGAAUCCAUUGGGCAAUGACAGCAGGAAUGUGUGAGUGGCCCUCCACCCUUUGCAUCAUCUACUGCAGUGAGUCAAGAUUGGGAACACUUCAAUUAGCUACUGUAUGAAGCAACAGUGUUUACUUCUACAUUAUGAUUGAAGCAACAGUGUUUACUUUUGUCCACCCUCUGUCCAAUUUUAGUUCAGAUUGUUCUUUUUUACUACAAAUGUCAUUAGUGCAAGGGCAAAGAUGAUUGAAGCAACAGUGUUUACUUCCACAUUAUGAUUCCCUAUUGAGUACUCGAAUUUCUAAAGUGACCUUCCCUUUUGGUACGGGUUAAUCAGUUAAUAGCAGCAGCAGAAACUUGGCUUUAACUUU